UGUUUAUCAAUCGCGCGCAUUGUUGCAUGUGCGUGUCCGUUAAGCGCAAAGUUGCCGACGAGCUCUUCUGUUAGUUUUUUCUUAUUUUUUUUUUUUCUGUUCUUGUUGAUUAUUUUUUGUUGUUGUUGUUGUGCUGGUGCGCGAUAAUAAAUAGUUGAAACAUUCAAAACAAACAAUAACAGUCUAACUCAAAACCAACAAAUUAAACGAACUGUGUCAAAUUCCUUGUGCUUUAUGCAAAUUGAAAUACAACAAUUUGCACGCUGCGAAUUCUAAAAAAAAAAAAACAAAAAAAAAAUCGCCACUCAAGACAUUGGCACACAACCGUUUUGCAUAAAGUCCUAAUACAAGUUACGCGUGUGAUUUAUUUGCUUUUCAAUUUUUUUUUUGUUUAUUCAAAUAUUUGCAAAACAUUUGCAUUCGAAUCAAUUGACAUUAAGAGCUGCGAACCAGCGAUAUAAAAAAGACGGGCUCUUCUACAAAAACAAUAACGUUCUUCAGACGCACAACAUCAGUUCGGUGUGUUUUUUAUGCGUCGCGCGGCAGGCGAAGCAGAAGAGGCGACAUGCGCAACAAGUGCAACUGCCAAUGCAACCAGUUACAAUAAAUUACACAGAUAUAACGAGUGAAAGCUAUAAUAAAGAGCAGGGAGAAAGGGAGAGAGAGGAGGGUAGAAAAAGAGAGAGAGAGAGAGCUAGUAACUGUACUCUCUCCACUAAACGAACGAUACAAUGCAAGGCUCUCUGGUGUUAGCCGAACCCUAAGCGAAGAGCGUGUGAAAUCCAUGCACGAUAACUAGUUAAAUUUAAUAGCUUCCCCCUCCUCAAGCCAUUACGAUUAACGCCACAGAGCAGCGAUAAAUUUCGAAUAGAACGAGUUUACAAUCAAGCGAUAAACUUAAACGACAGAUCUUUGGGCGCCAUGGCAAUGCUCGAGGCGCGGCCUUAUAGGCCAUUCAAGUCCAGUGAAGAGUAUCUGGAGGCCAUGAAGGAGGAUCUCGCUGAAUGGCUAAGCACACUCUAUCCGGAGCUGAGCAUCAAUGCAGAGAACUUUAUGGAUCGUCUGGAUACGGGCGUUGCGCUCUGCAAGCACGCAAAUUAUGUGCGGCAAGCGGCAGAGGACUAUUUGGCCCGGCGACAGGCGCGCAACAAAUCAAUGACACGCUCAAUGACUUCCGGAUUGGCCGGACCGAUACUCGCCCUGGGCAAUGUGCAUUAUCUGCCCGCGGCCAAGAGCGGCACCUUCUUUGCCCGCGACAAUGUCUCCAAUUUUAUAACCUGGUGCAGAAAGAGCCUUAAAAUCAUCGAGUGCCUAUUGUUCGAAACGGACGAUCUGAUCAUGCGCAAGAAUGAGAAGCAUGUGAUCCUCUGCCUGCUGGAGGUAGCCAGGCGUGGCGCCAAGUUUGGCAUGCUGGCCCCGAUGCUGGUACAAAUGGAGCGACAAAUUGAUCGCGAAAUCGCGGCCGAUAACAAGGCGAACGGCGUCGGCUGCGGCACACAGACAAACAACGGCUGCUCGGAGAGCGGCACCCAAACGGAGACGCCGCCGAUCGGCUCAGAGUGUGCCGCCAUCGAGACGGAUCUCUAUGACAGCGACACCGAGAACGAGGACGAGCACGACAAGGAUCCGAUGCUUAUGUACGGACCACAGCCCCAGAUCAUAACGAACGAUCUGAAGAGUCUCGACGAAAUGGUCAGAGAUUUGGUGGAGAAAUGUACAUGCCCCUCGCAGUUUCCCAUGGUGCGCGUCUCCGAGGGCAAAUAUCGCAUUGGCGACACCAAAGUGCUCAUCUUUGUGCGGAUACUACGAUCGCAUGUGAUGGUGCGCGUGGGCGGCGGCUGGGACACGCUCUCCCAUUACCUGGACAAGCAUGAUCCUUGCCGGUGCCGUGCCCAGCAUCGCAGCUCGAUCCAGGCACGUCUGAUGACCCGCAACACAGGCAAUUCCGGCAACGGCAUUGAGCUGCACAAGGCGCAUGUGAUAUACGAACGCUCACCACCCGCAGCACGGCGUGUUCUGUCAGCAGCCGGAGCGGGUUCCGGUUCCGGUUCCAGUUCCGGAGCAGUGUCGCCAGCCGCUGGAACAGUCGUCAGCAGCACACACAACGCCAGCUUGUCGCCCAGCGCAGCCGCUGCUGCAGCCGCUGUCAAGCAUCGCAGUCGCAGUCCAACGCCGCAGCGCAAAUUCUUGAACCAGAUCAAUGGCAGCGCGGAGCCCCUGCCCGGCUCGCCGCGCCCGGCCAGGCGCUCGAUGUCGCCCAGCCAGCGACGGCUGAACGAUGUGCGCAAGCAACAGAGCUCGCUGGACUCCUAUAAGACGCUGCCCGUCCUGGCCAGCGCUGAGAGCAAUCUGGAGGAGAUGAACGGCAGCAGCGGCAGCGGCGUUGCCACAUCGGCAGCCGCAUCGACAGGCACGGUUGCCGGACAGCCGGAGCAGAGCAGCAAAUUUGAGAAUAUCAGCGACAAUGGUAGCGAGAUCAGCGACGAGGGCUACCGCAGCCUGGGCGUCAUCCAAUCGAAUGCACAGAAGCGCGAGUCCCUGCACAGUCAGGCCUCCAUGGAGGACGCUGAAACGAAUGCGCGUCUCGAUCAAACGUCCAGCGACUCGCAGAUCUCACCCACAGAUGAGCCCGAGGCGGAGCCGGAGACGGAGGCGGAGAUCAAGUGCAAUGCCGUGGCCGAGGAGGAGCCGGAGUAUACGCUCUGCGAGCUAGAUGGGCCACAGUCGCUGCCCGCUGUGCUGGCCCUGCCCAAGCAGCCCAAGGCCGUCUACGAGGGGCAUGGCCACAAGUUCGAGCAGUCCGGCGUUUACAUAACGGACGAUGAGAUUACGGUGACCAGCUCGCCGCUACCAGAGCCGGACAACAAGACGGCGUGUCAGUUGGUGGCUCCGUCGCCCAUUUUGGGCAGCAAGAUACCGCGUUCCCCGCUGGCGCAACGACGCCGCCGGCGCAGCAUCGACAAUAGCACCUGCGGCAGCAAUGCCGGCGGCAGUCUUCAGGAUCUAAGCACGCGUUCCACGGCGCUUGGCUUCAAUCGUAAGCAGCCCGUCUAUCGUUCGGUGCGCCGCCCGCCACAGGCUCAGACGCAGGCGGCACGGCCGAAGGCCUCGCAGCUGCCACUGGUGCGUGAUGUGACCAACACCUGGAGCGGACGCAGCGCUGCCACGCCCAACGGCGCCAACGGCAAGAAGCGGCCCACGAUCAGUGCGGAGACAUUUGCGCCACCGGCGCCAGCAGCAGGCACAGGCCCAUCCGUAUCGGCAUCAGCAUCAGCAUCGACAUCGCCAUCGCCUUCGCCGUUCGAGCGCGGCAUCAAGACGCGCUCCUCACAGAUACUUUACGAUAGCAAUGGGCGGCGGGUGCGCGGCGGCUGCAGCAGCUCGCUGACCACGUCGCCGGUAAAGAAUCACGCCUCCUCGCCGCUAGCUCAGCAGCUGCUCGAGGCGGCCAGCAGCGCCAAGAACGAUGCACAGAUUCUCGAGAAGAUGAAGACCCUGCUCUCACGCUACGCAGCCGGCAAUCAGCAGCAGCAGCAGCGGCCGGGCAAGAAGACGCCCGUCUACGAGGACUUCACCACGGCGUGGGUGCACAGCAAUGGCAAUCUGGAGCGGUCCGAGAGCUGCUCGCCGCCGGCAAAGGCGCGAUCCAAGCGCAGCUCGGCCGCCUCCUCCUGUGGCAGCAACAAUUCGCGUGAUAUGACGGCAGCUGGUGCGGCGGCAGGUGGAGCGGUUGUGUCGCCACGACGGGAGCGCGGCAUGUCCAAGAUUCCAGCGCCAGUGCGUCAUCAUACGGAGCUCUAUUAACGGCACGCGCGGACGCCUAGCGUCCGGCCCAGGGGCAUGCCCAAGACAAGACCACAGUCGACGGCCAAUAUAUAGCUACAUCCAUAUGGGAUGUGUGGCUGAAUCGGUUUGAUGGGCUCCAUACAAAUGGGCGCUUGGACCUUAGGUAAAUGUUAGGCAAAAGCUCGAAUUGUCCGUCUGUCUGGUUUGGGGGCGUGUCCGGCCAAAUUGAAGCGAACGGAACCGUUCCAAAAGACCUCAAUACACACAUAUAUGCAAUUGAAACAUACUCGUCUAUACGAAACGUUAAUCAAUAAUAAUGAUAAUAAUAAUAAGAUGAAGAAGAAGUAAAAACUGUAACUGCCUCAUUAGAUACCCAGUUUCAGCUGAUCCGUGCACCAGACGCCAAUCGCCAAUCGCCAAUCAUGGCACAUUUCAUUUCGCAAGAGCAGCAGAAUAUUCCAAGUCUAGGCACUUUUUAACCCAAUUUCUACUCGUCACUGUCACUCGUUGCUUCACAUGGGCCCGCAUUCGUUACUCGUUAGUUGUCAACGAAAGAUUGUUCUUGCAUUUCGAAACUGUUUCAAGAACAACUAACUCCCAACUCGUUAACACUCGCCCGUUUAUCGAGUAUCCCUCUCGUUACAUUUGAUCGGUUUGCGGAAAUAUGAUCCACGCGGAAAUAUGUCGUUUGUAGAAUGACGAAGAUAUGUCGUGCGAACUUAUGUCGUUGCUCCGCUAUCUUAUGCGCUGCUGCCAUUCGUUACUCGUUACUUUUUAUCAAGCGUUUAUUUUUGCGUUUAGCAACAAAACUAAUCCCCAACUCAAUACUUUCACUCGCUAGCUUAGCGAAUAUCUUACUCGCUACUGGUUACUUUUUAUCGAUCGAGUGCUUGACAUUUGCUCCGAGUACAGCUAAUAAGUUGCAUCUUACUCGCUGCUAUUCACUCGUUACUUUCAUCGAGCAAUUGGUCUGGACUGCGCGCCAUGUGAUUGGCAGAGAGAACCAACCAUUUACAAUCCAAAUUGAGACUUUCAACUACAAUUUUAACGUUUCUUCGACUUACUACUCUACUACUUUUUUUUUUGUUUUUUGAAUAGGAUAUUGAAAUAAGUGAACGAUUUUUGGCAUAUAACAUUUGAAUGGA
Molecule: messenger RNA, 4931 nt
Organism: Drosophila virilis
Lineage: Eukaryota; Metazoa; Arthropoda; Insecta; Diptera; Drosophilidae
Gene: pigs
Product: pickled eggs
Biological process (GO): protein localization to microtubule plus-end; actin crosslink formation; regulation of microtubule polymerization or depolymerization
Cellular component (GO): cytoplasm; stress fiber; microtubule plus-end
Molecular function (GO): microtubule binding; cytoskeletal adaptor activity; actin filament binding
Source: RefSeq, a predicted model, not a curated record